AUGGAUGCCACUAAGACUGUUUAUGUGGGAAGCAUCCCAUUUGAUCAAACAGAAGAACAAGUGAUGGAGAUUGCUAAAUCAAUUGGUCCUGUGGUGGACAUGAAACUUCUCUUCGAUCCGUUGACCGGGAAGUCCAAAGGAUAUGCAUUUGUAAAAUACACUGAUCAUGAAACAGCUGCAUCUGCUGUACGGAAUUUAAAUAAUUUUGCCUUGGGUAAUCGAAUGCUUAAAUGUUCAUUUUCUAGUGAUAAUUCCAUACUGUCAGAAUUUGGAGUUGAAAAUGGAGUUGCAGGUUCAUCGGGUUCGUAUGAAGCAUCUGAUUCAAAUUCACUCCCAGCAUUACCGCCUGGUAUGCAAUUAUUUGCCAAUCAAACGCCUCCACAAGCAGUAUCUGGAGCUUUAUCCACGUUAGACCAGGCGUCUGCGUAUCAACUCAUAGCUGAAGCUAAGCAAAUGGCAAAGACUAACCCUCAACUUACUCGCACCUUGUUGGAACAAUGUCCUCAAUUGGCUCAUGCACUUGUGGAAACAUGUUUACUUUUAAAUAUGGUGACACCAGACAUCAUUCAAAUGUGUUUAAAUAAAAAGAUGACAGAUAUUGAUCAACUUAGUGUCGAUCAUGUUGAACUUUUGAAGCAAGUUAAUCUGUUGACUGAGGCUGAGACUAACCUGCUUCCAGAAGAUAAACGGAAAGUUGUCAUUCAAAUCAGAGAUGAAAUCAAAAAGGGUUCAUAUGGUACUAUAUACUAG
Molecule: messenger RNA, 750 nt
Organism: [Candida] anglica
Lineage: Eukaryota; Fungi; Ascomycota; Pichiomycetes; Serinales; Debaryomycetaceae
Source: the annotation of a GenBank genome assembly